Sphaerodactylus townsendi is the source of this 489-nucleotide messenger RNA. It is a transcript of the gene MRPL43, whose product is annotated as mitochondrial ribosomal protein L43. The coding region runs from base 4 to 471 and encodes 155 amino acids. Gene Ontology annotation, biological process: mitochondrial translation. Gene Ontology annotation, cellular component: mitochondrial large ribosomal subunit. Lineage: Eukaryota; Metazoa; Chordata; Lepidosauria; Squamata; Sphaerodactylidae. The record is from RefSeq and is a predicted model, not a curated record. Gene Ontology annotation, molecular function: structural constituent of ribosome. The transcript is spliced from 3 exons.
GCCAUGACGUCCCGAGGGACGUCGAGCCGCUUCUUGACCAGCGUCUUGCACAACGGCGUGGGCCGCUUCGUGUGUCAGCUGCAGCGCCUCACCUUGACCGUCAGCCGGGAUGCGCCGAGCUCGCGGGGCGCCAGAGAGUACAUUGAAGAAAAGGUGGUGGACUUCGCCAGGCAAAAUCCUGGGAUUGUGUUAUACGUGUGUCCAAAGAAGAGCAGGGUUCCGACAUUAACAGCUGAAUAUUUGAAUGGAACUGUGGAAGAGAAGUUGUUAACCAGCAAGACUGCUGAUGAGAUUGCAGAGAUCAUCCACAAGUUGGCCAACCAGUCUGGACUAGAGAUCAUACGCAUCCGAAAGCCUUACCAUACAGAUAACCCAAGUAUCCAAGGCCAGUGGCAUCCCUUCACAAACAAGCCCAGCUUGCUCAAUGUGCAAGAAAUUGGCCAGAGGUGUCUUUCAUCCCCACAAAAAUAAAUCAGUGCUGGUACAAAA